Molecule: messenger RNA, 1131 nt
Organism: Ornithodoros turicata
Lineage: Eukaryota; Metazoa; Arthropoda; Arachnida; Ixodida; Argasidae
Exons: 1
Coding region: 1-1131 (376 amino acids)
Source: RefSeq, a predicted model, not a curated record
AUGACAGUAGAAGGGCAACUUCUUAAGAUGGAGCUGGACACGGGGGCAGCUGUUUCCGUAGUUUCGGAAAAUGUUUACAAGGAACUGCUCCAACACAAGACAUUAGAGCAUACCGAUGUUGUUCUCCGUACCUACACGGAAGAGGCCAUAAAACCUUUAGGAGUUGUUGUGGUCAACGUAGACUACAAAAGCAAACAUUACUCGCUACCACUGCAUGUCUUGGACAAGCCCGGUCCAUCGCUUAUCGGCCGUGAUUGGCUGCGCCAUAUCAGACUGGACUGGAGCGUGCUCCACAAGCUUAACGCCGUAGAAAGCAGCAAGGCGUCGUGUACAGAAGCCGCGAAAAGACUGUUUUCGAAGUAUUCACAGCUCUUCGACAAUGAACUGGGAUGCAUAAAAGGAGAAAAGGUGCAGCUGCGUCUCAAACAAGGAGAAAAACCGAAAUUCCUCAAAGCACGACCAGUACCAUUUGCCUUGCGCCCUAAAGUAGAAAAAGAGCUGAAGGCUAUGGAAGAAAUGGGAAUCAUUAGUCCGGUUAUGACAUCGGAUUUCGCUACCCCAGUGGUUCCUGUCGUAAAGAGCAACGGCCAAGUGAGGCUAUGCGGGGACUACAAAGUGACCAUCAACCCACUACUUGAAAGCGUGCAGUACCCGCUUCCGCCAAUAGACGACCUUUUGGCGGACCUGGCAGGGGACGUCAAGUUCUCUCGGAUUGACCUCAGUCGCGCAUAUCAACAGAUAGAGGUUGAUGAAGAUUCCCGAGACUGCCUAACAGUUAACACUACUCUUGGACUGUACCGAGUAAACAGGUUGCCGUUCGGCAUCACAACAGCACCCGCGCUUUUUCAGAAAGUAAUGGACACAAUGCUCAAGGUGUUACGCGGGGUGACGUGUUAUCUGGAUGAUAUUCUUAUCACUGGCAAUUCGGAACAAGAGCACUUAGAGAACCUGGAAGCUGUUUUAAAAGUCCUAGUACAACGGGGCGUACGCGUUCGUCCAGAAAAGUGCGAAUUCUUCAAGGAGUUCUUGGAAUAUCUAGGACACGAAAUUGAUUCUAAAAGCAUCCGACCAUCAGCAGAUAAGGUUAAAGCAUUGUUGUUGGCACCGCUCCAACAGAUAAGAAGCAGUUGA